AUGCUGUCUGCUAGCCGGGCGGGUUGUUGUGGUUGAUUUGUUGUGUGUCACGGUUUCAGAUUAUUUUGAAAAUCUUAUUUAAUUUCGUUACUCCAAAAAAUAAAAAUGGCUUUGUUUGGUGAAGUGGUGGAACCUGUUUCACGCUCGUUAUACGUUGAUGAAAGCAGUGACGAGGAAGAUGCACAGGAAGAAUCACUUGCGAAGACAGGGACUAUUCAGUGGGUAGAUGAGGCUUCCUCAAGCAUUGAUACGUUGCUUAUCUUUCAUGGUCGAUUGGCUGCCGAUUUUCUUCUCAAGAUCUUGCAUGGAACCAAGUCUACUAAAGCUGGUCACUUGAAAGAGAGGUUGUUUGGGAAACCAUCAAAGGAACCAAAUAUUCUCCUGUACAAAUUAUCUAACAAUAUUUACGGUUGCUUAUGUCCAUCAAUAGAUAUUGCUUCCUCCAAUGGAGCCUUAGAUAAGCUCAUUCCUGUUUUUAACUCAUGUAAGCAAUUGGUCAUUAUCGCCACUGUACCUGCACCUUUCUACAAAGGCAAUGAUCCUACACUAGACCUACCUCCAGCAUUUAUGAGAAUGCUCUACACAUCUACCUGUGACAGUCAUCAUGCCGUUGCUCCUCUAUUGGAGCCUCCAAACAUGGUGUCAGGCAUUCCUGCUUCUAUUUUGAAUUGGUGUGAAAUAUUCAAGAAACCAGGCUGCCUUUUUGUCUGCUACAGUGAUUCACAUCAUCUUGAUUCCAUUUCAGCAGAGCCCAUGGUAACUAUUUGCUCCAAUGUAUUUGAAGGAUUGUUUGAACCCCAAGUUUUAACAUUCCAAUCAGCUGCGCAUGAACCAACCUCAAACCUUUACAUGUGAUUUUCUGCUUAUUAUAAGCAAAUUGUAAGUGUUUUUCUUUUUUUAAAUAUAAAAAAAAUAGUUACGGUAAAA
Thrips palmi is the source of this 927-nucleotide messenger RNA. It is a transcript of the gene PSMG1, whose product is annotated as proteasome assembly chaperone 1. Lineage: Eukaryota; Metazoa; Arthropoda; Insecta; Thysanoptera; Thripidae. Gene Ontology annotation, cellular component: endoplasmic reticulum. The transcript has 5 exons. The record is from RefSeq and is a predicted model, not a curated record. Bases 106 to 855 code for a protein of 249 amino acids. Gene Ontology annotation, biological process: proteasome core complex assembly. Gene Ontology annotation, molecular function: proteasome binding.